AGCUUGAAAAAAGAAGGAAAAUAAAAAAUGCCAACGUGCAUCCACUCUUUUCCCCGGAAAGAAUGCUAAAUCUGCAAAUUCAUCAAACCCAAUUUUGUCUUCACAUCUUUCCUCCAUAGGCCAAAGAGGUACAUAGUAAGAAUUAGAGAUGGAUGUUGUGCAAAGAAAAGUGAACAAGUUUGGAAGAAAAGUUGCUUUGUUCCCUCAUGUCGACACUAUUGGAAGAACUCUCUUUGCUUCUUCUUUUUUCCUCUCUGCAUGGAAUGAUUAUAUGGAACUCAAAUCCAAUUGGGAAGGAGGAGAGGAUUACUGGAGACCAAAGUUAGGUUAUUCAGGAGAUCAAAUUAAGCAUCUUAUGGCAGUUAGUAUCUUAGUGAAGACGCUUGGUGGACUUAUCUUCAUCUAUGGCAGCUUCUUUGGUGCCUUCCUCUUGCUUAUGUACCAAGGCAUUGCGACAAUGAUCCAUCAUGAUUUCUACAACCAUCGUAUCGACAUUGAGGAAUUCGGACUUCUCUAUCUGAAAUUCAAAAGGAUUCUGAAUGAAACUGUGUCAUACGAAACUGCAUACAAUUUCUACCAAUCAGAUUUUGACCAGCAGAAAAUAGAGCAAGUCAAAUCAAAAUUCCGCGAGCUUGCGGAUCACGCAAUGACAAACCCUGCCUUGUUCGGACAUAAUAAUGAGUUUGUUCGUCGGCUCUUAAGCUUCCUCAAAGGAUUGGCCGUAGUAGGAGCAUUGCUAUUUUUCGUGGAUAUGAAGCAUCGACUCAACAAAGCCAAGAAGACGUCCAAAGUUAAAACAGACUAAGACUUAAAAAGCCAUUUAAAAUCCGUCGUCUUUAUGUGAUAUUGGAUUCGAAUUUUAUAUUUUGACAA
Messenger RNA from Camelina sativa (false flax), 873 nucleotides. RefSeq lists its product as uncharacterized. Lineage: Eukaryota; Viridiplantae; Streptophyta; Magnoliopsida; Brassicales; Brassicaceae. The record is from RefSeq and is a predicted model, not a curated record.